Messenger RNA from Ceratitis capitata (Mediterranean fruit fly), 757 nucleotides. RefSeq names its product heart- and neural crest derivatives-expressed protein 2 (gene Hand). The annotation marks the transcript as partial. Gene Ontology annotation, molecular function: RNA polymerase II transcription regulatory region sequence-specific DNA binding; protein dimerization activity; DNA-binding transcription factor activity, RNA polymerase II-specific. The record is from RefSeq and is a predicted model, not a curated record. Lineage: Eukaryota; Metazoa; Arthropoda; Insecta; Diptera; Tephritidae. Gene Ontology annotation, biological process: developmental process; regulation of transcription by RNA polymerase II. The transcript is spliced from 4 exons.
UACGAAGGUCGAGAAACAAGCGUAAAAAUGAAAUUCUGAAAUAAACACGGAAGUUUUUUUUGUUAAAAUUUCUACUUAAAAAAAGUCUAUAAUUAAAAAAAUGGCGCGUUACGAGACACAGAUUUGUCGAAGUUCUCCUAAUUGUUAUACUAAUGAAAAUGUAUAUUUCAAUGAUUUGCGGUUAAACGAUGUUCCGAUUAUUGAGCAACAAUGGAGUACAUCAUAUUGUUCGGAUUCAAGCAACAAUCCUAGCUGUUAUAUAUCAAGAAAUUGCACUGGUGAAGUAAAUCCGCCUCCCAAUUCAUUAUAUCGGUCACCACGGUAUUGUUCCGGAUCAUCACCAAAAUUUGAUGAUUCGGGAAAAGAUUUUCAUGAGAUUUUACUAACACCCACUUCAACAAAAACAGUCGCUGUGCCUGCCGUGCGCAUAAUUAAGAAAAGAAAUACGGCUAACAAAAAGGAACGAAGAAGAACACAAAGUAUAAACAACGCUUUUACAUGUUUACGAGAAAAAAUUCCCAACGUUCCAUCAGAUACCAAAUUAUCCAAGAUCAAAACAUUGAAAUUGGCUAUUUUGUACAUUAAAUAUCUUGUCGAAGUGCUAGAUGGUGAUCAGGAUCCGAAAACUGGUUUCAGCGCCGAUUUAAGGCCACUACAAAGAAAAAAUACCAGUGACAAGAAAUCAUAUUUGAAGCAUGACUUGAAGGUAAGAUACACACAAUUUUUAUAUACCCGUGAAAAACUUGUUGAUGCUAUU